Molecule: messenger RNA, 312 nt
Organism: Cooperia oncophora
Lineage: Eukaryota; Metazoa; Nematoda; Chromadorea; Rhabditida; Trichostrongylidae
Source: the annotation of a GenBank genome assembly
AUGAUGGCUUACGGUAGCGGUAAUAAAGCAGCUGAUCUCUUGCCGUUAGCGGCUCACACAGAUAUGACCCAAGGCUUUACCAACCUCCAAAGAUGGUAUAAUGGGACUUUCUUCACCACAUCAACGGUGCCUACUACGUCUACGACAGCGGCUCCAAGCAAAGCUACUACCACAAAGGCGCCGUCAACCAAGGCUCCUACAACAACGACAUCUAAAGCGCCUUACUACUACAACAAGCAAAGCACCCUCUACCUCAACGACGAAAGCGCCUUCCACCUUAACGACGAAACCAAAAGAGCCCGAAGCUUUUGA